AUGCCAAGUCCACUGUACAAUUUCAUAAGUUCACAAACUACGAUUUGUUCCGUUUGGACCUGGAGUGAGGACCCAACAUUAUUGUUAGGGAACGCAGCCAAAAGCCAGCAAGUAUCAGAAACUCUUGCAAAAGUGCUUGGCCUUAGGACCGAAAGUUUUUCGGAUUUUAUACACAUGGACACAAUAUAUGAAACUGACAACUAA
This is a messenger RNA of Botrytis byssoidea, 204 nucleotides long. RefSeq lists its product as uncharacterized. NCBI's taxonomy places the organism in Eukaryota, Fungi, Ascomycota, Leotiomycetes, Helotiales, Sclerotiniaceae. The transcript is spliced from 3 exons. The record is from RefSeq and is a predicted model, not a curated record. The coding region runs from base 1 to 204 and encodes 67 amino acids.